AUGUCGCGAGCACCUACCUCUACGCCCUGGCCCACCGCGUCCGGCUCUCCCUCAUCGUCGGCUGCACCGCCUCAGCCCCUCACGCCUCCCGCUCCUGCGGCCGCGCACCCGCCCUUCUCGUCCACCUGGGGCGCGUUCAACCUCGCCCAGCCGCGAUCCCAGCCCUCCAACCUCACCCUCGCUCUCGAACGCGGCUUUGGCGCGUCCCCCAUCCCCUCGACCUCGGCGUCCACCUUGCCUCCCCCGGCUCCGCCUCCGUCCUCGACCCAGCCCGGCCCAGGCGGCGCGCCGUUCGGCCGCAGGAUGUCGACGCUCGGCUCGGACGUGCCCAUGACCAUGACCUGGGACGACGACGGCGACAGCGGCCACCACCACCUGCACCACCCGCACCCGCACUCGCAUCGACGCGGCGGCACGGCAACGCCCAACGGCGACGACAUGAUGAGCAUGUCGCCCGCAGCUGGCGAUGCCGACCUGCUCCCGCCGCCGCCCUCGGCGAGCAUGUUCCGCUCGACACGCAGUCGCAGCGGGAGCGCCUCGUCGGCCAUGCUCCUCGGCGCCAACCCGCCCUCCUCGUCGUCGCAGCAGCAGCAGCAGCAGCAGCUGUUCCCCUUGACCGCCAUCCCGCCCUCGCCCGUCACGCUCGCCCGAGCGCUCCAGCACGGCGCCAAGACGCCCCCGCCGUUCCUCCAGCGCCGCCUGUUCAAGGAGGACGGCACCCACCAUCACGGCGGCGGCGGCGGCGUCGACGAGACGGCGUCGGGCAGCGGGCGCAGCAGCCGCAGCGGGAGCUCGAGCGACGUCGGCAUGUCGGGCGUCGGCGGCAAGACGCGCGCGAUGCGCAUCGCGGCCAUGACGAGCGCGCUCCCGCCGGGCGACGACGAUGACGAGAUCGACGAGUUGAGCGCCGUGCUCAGUCGCAGCGCGAGUGCCGGGCCCGAGGACCAGUUCGAGCGUGUCGUGCGGCGACCCGUCAGCAGGAAGCCCAACCUUCUCCCCAAGCCCAAGUCGCACCUGCGCAUCCUGUCUGAGCUGCGCUCCGAGUCGUCGGGCGACCAGGAGAUCGUCAGCGAGGCGACGCUCCACCGCCUGUCGCGCGCCGGCGCGUCCGCCGUUCCUCCAGGCCGCACGGGCCCGGCGCCGUUCGACGCUCGCGCCGCGCCGACCUCGUCCUCUGCGCCGGCCGCCUCGUCGACGCACCCGGCGUCGUUCGCGUCGCGCGCAGCGCAGCAGCAGCACGCGCGGCCGACGCCGAACCGGUUCCCGGAGCAGGCCGGCACCGAGGACGAGGACCUGCUGUCGCACCGCAUGGGCGGUGGCUCGUCGAGCAGCUCGAACGACGAGGCCGGCGACGAGGCGAUCGAGGUCGGGAGCGACUGGGGCGGCGCCAUGAGCGUCGGCGGGUACGGGACCGAGGACGACGAGGAGCGCAGGAGCAACGUCGUGUGGAACGGGAUCCGCAGCGGGCCGGGCGGGAACGCCGUCACGGUCGCGACGCCGUUGUCGGCCGGGUCGAUGGCGAGGAGCCCGCACGGCGACAGGCGACUGCUCGACUACGAGAACCCGUUCGCUGCGCCUCAGACGCCGAGCACGACGUUCGCCGCAUCGCGUCCCGGCAAGCGCAAGAUGGGCAACGACGACCGCUUCGAGCCGUACGCGCACCAGGCCUUCAAGCGCCGCGCCGUUUCGCCCGCCGCGUCGCUUUCGCUCUCGCCCGGGUUCGCCGCCGCCGCCGCGUCGCACGCCUCGUCCUCGGCCUCGACCUCGUCGCGCCCGACCCCGCCGCCGCCACUCCCGCUCAGCGCGCUCGGGACCCAGCCCGUCGCGAUCCCCUCGCCCUCGCCGUCGACGACGGCGGCGGCGUCGUCGCAGCACCACCACUUUUUCCACGCGGUGUCGGGCGUCGCGCAGGGCGCUGGCGCGGGAGGAGCGGGUACGCGCUCGGCGGCGAGCUCGCUCAGCAGCUCGACGGGGCGGGGUCUCUCGGCUUUUUCGAUGGGCACGGGCACGGGUGCGGGCGAGGGGCGGCACCGGUCGUUGAGUGGGCUCGAGGAGCGAGAGAGGGCGCUCGCGCACAAGCUGGACCCGGACGGGCUCGGGCGCAUGAGCCUCGAGGGAGAGGGAGGAGCGGGCGGCGAGGCGGUCGACGAGGAGGAGCUCGAGGACGCCAUACUCGCGUACCGCGGUCAUAUACCUCUUCGGCACAUGCCCAGCGCAACAGAGCCCUCCUCGCCGCCGUCGUCGUCGUCCCACACCUUUCUCCCCGCUCACGUCGCCUCGUGGCGUUGCGCUACCUGUACGCUCGAGCUCGCGCUGCAAGACGAGCUCGUGUCGCGCUCGUUCCAGGGCGCGUCCGGCCCGGCGUUCCUCUGGCGCACCGUCAUCAACGCCGACGUCGGCCCAAAGGCCAAGAAGCAGCUCAUGUCCGGCACGCACCUCAUCGCUCCGCUCUUUUGCCGUGGCUGCGCGACCGAAGUCGGCUGGAAAUACUUUGGCGCGCCCGACUCGAGCCAGAAGUACAAGGAGGACAAGUGCAUCCUCGAAAAGGCAAGAUCUACAAGGACAACAAGUGGUCGGUCAACGACGACGACCUCGACGGUGGCGGCUGACCGUGUCGAGCGGGUGCAACGCGCGAAAGCUUUCGAUUGGCGC
Molecule: messenger RNA, 2652 nt
Organism: Rhodotorula graminis WP1
Lineage: Eukaryota; Fungi; Basidiomycota; Microbotryomycetes; Sporidiobolales; Sporidiobolaceae
Exons: 10
Source: RefSeq, a predicted model, not a curated record